GAAGAGGGUUCUGCCGUGUCCCGCCCUCAAGAUGGCGGCUCGUGGGUUUUUCCCCCUGCUCUGAGGCGGCCACCUCGUCCCCAGCACUCGGGACAGCCGCUCCCUGAGCCGACGGUGCCCGGGGGAACGGGCAGCCCAGCGCGGCGUCCCGCGAUGGAACUGGGGCGGCUGGAGUACCUGCAGGCUCUCGUCACUGAGUUCCAGGUGACGGACAGCACAGAGGCCAAGGAGCAGGUGCUGGCGAACCUGGCCAACUUUGCCUACGAUCCCAGCAACUACGAGUACCUGCGGCAGCUGCAGGUGCUGGACCUGUUCCUCGAUAUGCUCACCGAGGACAGCGAGACCCUCGUGGAGUUCGCCAUCGGUGGUCUGUGCAACCUGUGCCUGGAUAAAAUAAACAAAGAGUACAUCCUGGAGGCCAACGGGGUGGAGCCCAUCAUCAAUUGCCUGUCCAGCUCCAACGAGGAGACCGUGGUGUCGGCCGUGACCACGCUGAUGUUCCUGACCACGCCRCAGUCGCGCGCGCAGACCACGGCGCUGCCCGUGGUGGAGUGCAUGCUCCGCUUCUCCCUCUCGGCCAACACUCGCCUCAGCAACCUGGCAUCCAUCUUCCUGCAGGAUUACUGCAGCCCUCCGCAGGUGGAGGAGGCCAGGAACCUCAGCAAGCACACGGCAGUGGGGAUUCCUCUGCCCAAGGACUGAGCUCGGGGCUGUGGAGAGGUGAAGCUCCCGCUGUUCUCACUGCCUUCUCAAAAGGUCCA
Molecule: messenger RNA, 761 nt
Organism: Malurus melanocephalus (red-backed fairy wren)
Lineage: Eukaryota; Metazoa; Chordata; Aves; Passeriformes; Maluridae
Gene: ARMC7
Product: armadillo repeat containing 7
Exons: 3
Coding region: 154-702 (182 amino acids)
Molecular function (GO): protein binding
Source: RefSeq, a predicted model, not a curated record